UCAGAAAGAUAAGUCAGAACAACUCAAUCUAGAUCUUCCCUCCGUGUGUUAAAUUGCCACAUAACAAACAAAACACUUAAGUUACAGGUAUGGAGUUGACUGCAAUUUGAUAUUAAUGCCUCGGGUAUCAGUUGCGAAGCAAAACAACAAUUUCUAUUUUCUUAAACUCGCAGUGAUUUGGACCCUAGUUAUAAUUUAUAUGCUCCAAUAACCCUCUAAUUCAUCCAAAUCCACAGGAACAGUUAGGGGGGCCAAUGCGAAUGAUCUCUAAGUGGCAUAGACAUCAAGUGCGGCUGAAACAGUUAUUGGAUUAGUCUUCUUCCGCUUCCAUUCCAGGGCUCACUCAUUUCAAGACCAGACAAACGGGCGAUUCUGCAUUGAAAAUUCCUAAAUUAUUCUUGUAUCCAAAUUUACUUCAUUUCAGACAAUCUACGCGAUCUGCAAAAUCCAAGCCGCCCAAUCCGAUUCUUAUGAGAUAUUUGUGGACCAAGUACGAAACUAUAUCACAUGCCUAUAACUGCUAAUUUUCUUUUUAUUGCAGAUCUUCAGGCAACUAUCUUAAAAACUGAGACACUGAUUAUUUCGAAUUCAAUGGUAUGCAAUAAGAAUGACGUUUGCAAUUUGACUUAAAUAACUUGAAUUAAUGAAAGAGAAAACAUAAAACAAAAAAUUGAUUUCAGAAAAUUAUCAGAGACUAAAUAUAAUUACACAAAGAAGAUAAGCGCCAAUUAUUAUCAAAGCGAAACGUACCAACUGCACAGAUUCUUUUUCGUUCUUGUUCGAUAUGAAUUUUGGCAAUUACCAUACUGGCCCAGUUAAAUUCAACCAAGAUCUUCUGAAUAGCUGCAGUCCUCACCCCCACCCCCCAAUGGAAUCGAUAAGGGGCAGGGGUGAAGCAAGCAGACUGGCCCACUUGACCCCGAUUAGUGAUGACGAGGAGCAGUUGACGGGGUGCUGUGUGAUGCCUUCGCCCAGAUCAGCCAAACGAAUCAGAGGAGGAAACGGCGGCAACCGAUCUAUGCCACGUGACGAGACAUUCGAGACAGACAUCUACUCACGCCAGUCAGAGAUGAAUCUGAUGAACAUCAUAAAUGCACCCUCUUCUCCCCCACUUCAACAGACCCAGAACAUCAACUCAAUGGGGGACUUACCCGAACGGGAGGAAGAUGAUCAGCAGAGGCAGAGGCAGCGGCAGGGGGAGGGGGAGGGUGAGGGAGAGGGUGAGGGGGAGGGUGAGGGGGAGGGUGAGGGGGAGGGUGAAGGGGAGGGGAAUGAGGAAGAGAACCUCCCCUUGGUGCCCAGUUCCCCCUCCCCACCACCCCCGAUACACUUUAACCCUGCCGACAACCACACUUACAUCCACAGAGACCAACUGAUGAGUCAUGAGCAGAGUGCAACAGUGUUGGCGGGGGAGCGGCGGGGGAGGAGUCGGUUGAGGGGCCAUGAGUAUAACAGGGACGAAUGUGGGGGCGUGUACUCUAUUGAAGUCAUGCACUCCAGCAAUCUCUGGACCAGCCACCACACCGGCAAUAAAGUGCCCCCCGGCCCACAUGAAAUCAGCCCAGACUUAUUCCACCAGAUGGACCCAACAUUGAACAACGCCCAACUGCAGUUGAGAGGCGAGAUUGACGGAGGUGGGGUCGGGGGCGUGGUCCGCAGAGGGGCCACCGGCAGGGGUAGAGGCGGGGCUGGGGGAGGAAUGAGAAGAGACCACAGCACUGACUCGAACUACUACUCGGAGCUUUCGAGGGAGGAGCAGUUAAAUGGAGUCACAGGAGGGACAGGGAAGCCAAGACGACAAGUGGUGAGGUGUGGCAAGGGGGGCAUCAGUGGACACAAGUUGAGGGAGUUCCAGAGGAGUCACCACCUGCGGAUGGGCAGUGCAGACAGGAGACUCAUUCAAUUCACCAUCGCACAAGUCGAACUAGUACAGCCCAGGAGUCAGUUGCGAGAUGCGGAACUGUCUCUCUACUCGUGUGACCCGAUCAGUGGCUGCAACGUCCUCUUCCUCUCCGGCAACAGGACCCACAAGUUCAUAUCCAUCGCACACCCAGACGACACCCCCACCUUCAUCCAGCGCACCACCCCCUCCGCCUUCACUCUCCACAGAUUCGUCAUCGGGGUGGGGGCUGUUCUGCUGGUGGCCUUCCUCUCCUGCUACUUAUACGUAUUAGUCACCACACUCUCAGAGGUUGUGAUCAAGCGACUCUCUUCGUCUGGAAUCCGACUGGACGUGAACAGCAGGGGCCUCAUGACAUUCAGAAUGAUGCUCCACGGACAGGACCCAGGGGGGGCAUCCGGGGGAGGAGACUUGACAUCCGGCGGAUACAAUCCAGACAGCAAGGAUCCCUACUCCAACAUAUUCGGCCACAGAUGAACUCAAUGAACUCAACUGAAUAAAACUGGAAAUAAGUUGCAAAAGUUCGGGCCAUAGAUAAAUCAAAAAGAGCGGAUCGGUUCAAUUUU
Molecule: messenger RNA, 2466 nt
Organism: Symsagittifera roscoffensis
Lineage: Eukaryota; Metazoa; Xenacoelomorpha; Acoela; Convolutidae
Exons: 5
Coding region: 785-2377 (530 amino acids)
Source: RefSeq, a predicted model, not a curated record